Sinocyclocheilus grahami is the source of this 2527-nucleotide messenger RNA. It is a transcript of the gene camkmt, whose product is annotated as calmodulin-lysine N-methyltransferase. The transcript has 11 exons. The coding region runs from base 363 to 1337 and encodes 324 amino acids. Gene Ontology annotation, molecular function: calmodulin-lysine N-methyltransferase activity. Gene Ontology annotation, cellular component: cytoplasm. NCBI's taxonomy places the organism in Eukaryota, Metazoa, Chordata, Actinopteri, Cypriniformes, Cyprinidae. The record is from RefSeq and is a predicted model, not a curated record.
CCUAUCACUAAUGGCGCUAAAAUAUGACAUCUAGUCCAGACAAGAGUAAUCGAAUCAAUAAUCAUAGAUGACAGCCGAUAGAGGCGAGUGUUCGAUUACUCUGCUAGUGAAUUUGAUUUCCUUUCGUCCUGCAACAAGAGGAGGUGGUGUACGGAAGUAGCAUGGGAUUGUAUUACCAAGCAACAGAGACCAGCGCAUACCGGCGAAUUGGUAGUAAAUUCUACCAUCGAUUUUAACCACAUUCAGAAAACAAAUGUCAAAUAAGUCUUCGCCCAGACUCUGCAUUCCGUUGUCGUUGUAGUUAUAUUGUGAGAAGUUAUUUUCUGCAUGAAACAGGAUCAAAUCAAGCAGGUUGCUCUGUCAUGAAUACAUUUAAAGACCCACCGUUAGCUGCGACAGAAAUGCACGCGAACAAUCACCAAAAUCACGACUCUCACUGUGGAACCGAUGUGGCCCGUGCACGCUGGGCUCUUCUGCGACAGGUCCUGAAACAGAAGCAGCUGGACAGUGCAGAUGUUCAGCAGGUGUCUGUGCGAAGAUUCUCCUCCUUUAGCCUGUUCUCCAGGAGCAGGGUCACUCCCACAGAGACGGACGAGCCAUCGGAAGGGCAGUGGGUGGAGUACAGAAGUGCAAUCUUUCCUCAGUACAGUGCCUUACUCAGAGACAAUCUUGGUCCCAUUAGAGUGGACGAGGUGCUCAGCAGCUUUGACAACACGGGAAAUGUCUGUGUCUGGCCUUCUGAAGAGGUGAUGGCCUACUAUUGCCUGAAGAAGCGUCACAUGUUUACGGGCUCGGCGGUGUGUGAGCUGGGUGGAGGGAUGACGUGUCUUGCGGGGCUCAUGAUUGCAGUUUGUGCUGAUGUGAAGGAAGUGCUGCUAUCUGAUGGCAACGAGAAGGCUAUUCAAAAUGUGUGCAGUGUAAUCGAGAGGAACAGACGAGAAGGGCUCUUCCUGUCUACCAAUGUGUCCAGCAGGGUGGUGAGAUGGGACAAUGAGGCCGAUGUGUCCGCUCUGGAGGGUUGCUUUGACGUGGUGAUGUGCGCUGACUGUCUGUUUCUUGACCAGUACAGAAGCAGUCUGGUUGAUGCACUAAGAAGAUUACUGCGACCUGAUGGCACGGCUCUAGUAUUUGCCCCUACCAGAGGAGACACGCUGGCAGAAUUCUGCAGACUGGCAGAAAGCGCAGGCCUGAGAGUGUGUCGCUAUGACAACUACGACUCACACUUGUGGGACCUUCACCUGAAGAUGCAGAGAGAAGGAAAGGAGGUGUACGAUGAGAACAUUCACUAUCCUCUUCUCCUCACGCUCACUCACGGAUCCAGUCCAGCCCUGAUCUGAGCUGGGCAAAGCCGUCUCAUGCCAGGCUGCCUUUCUGUUGCCACUGUGUCCUCAGCUCCUGUGUGUGCGUGUGUGUGUGUGUGUGUGUGUGUGUGGGUGUGCCAGAACUAAACAGCCUCUAAUCACACUCCUCAACUCGGAUAACUUUUUUUAACUACCGUGUGUGUGUGUGUGUGUGUGUGUGUGCAGUGAAAAGUGUGUGUGUGUGCAGUGUGUAGGUGAGUUUCCGUGUGUGUGUACUUGACCUGUUUACUGUGCAACAACAGUGUGAUAUGCAUUAAAUGGGAAUGGAGAACACAUCCCUCCCUCUCAUCCUACAAAGACUGCGGAUGUGACGCUCAGAUAUGAACUCAUUCUAAUCAGGUUCGCUGGACUAUCUUCGCCUCUUUACAAAGACGUCUUGAUCAUGAGAUCUUGUUAUCAUAAUGACACCAGCUCUCAGUUAGCUACUGAUUCUGUAUCUCAAUUCAAAGAUUCAUUCUGACACCAAAGGUUAUGAGGGGUUGAGAUGGAUGCUGUUGCACUUAAUGUUAUUUGCUUCACUGUGAAAUGCUUUCACCUGGCAUUUUUUUUAUCGAAGAACUGACAAGAUAUGACAGAUUAGGCCAGACUAAGACUGAAUUGAUGUCUUGACAGCGUCACACUACCACUGGUAAGACCUGCAGCACUGUUCUCCUGUAUGUUUUGAGUGCACUCACUGUGCAUGCUGGACUAAUGGCCUCAUAAAGAGAUGAAAAUGGUGUCAUCAUUUAUCAUGUCUUUUGAAACCCAUUUGAUUUUCUUUUAACCAUAGAAUUUAAAAUGGAUUAUUUGUAGCAGGAUGUCCAAAUUGGUCAUUUCUAUACAAUAAAAGUGAAUGGUAAUCAUAACUAUCGUUUUCAGAGAAUAGCAACUUAAGUUUCAGUCUUUUUUGCACGCAAAAGCUUUAGAGAAUUUAAAAUAAUGUGAAAGCUGGGUGGACUGGGUGCUAUUUUGCCCUUUUUUGGAACUUGACAGCCUCUGGUCCUCAUCCACUUUGAUUGUAUAGAAAAGAGCUGCAUGGACAUUCUGCAAAACUUCUCUUUUUAUGUUCCAUGAAGGAAAGAAAAUAUGUGUUUGGAAGUGACAUGAGGGUGAGUAAAUGAUGACGAUUUUCAAGUUUAAAUUUAAUUAAUAGAUACAGGUCAUAGGAGUUCUGUUUAGAUGCCCCU